Molecule: messenger RNA, 2210 nt
Organism: Trichophyton rubrum CBS 118892
Lineage: Eukaryota; Fungi; Ascomycota; Eurotiomycetes; Onygenales; Arthrodermataceae
Exons: 4
Coding region: 1-1746 (581 amino acids)
Source: RefSeq, a predicted model, not a curated record
AUGGGGAAGUCCGCUGCAACCCUCGAUGCAGGCGCGAACCCCAGCUCGUCAGCCAGCUCCCCGUCAGCUCAAGCUGCCCCAGAUGGACCGCGAAACUUUGAGUUCGUCUUGGUCACGGAUUCCGAGUCCAGAAGACAGGUUCGACGCCAUGCGAUGCGCCAGUACGUUCACCAGCGGCGGCUCGACGGUAUAGCACGGCUCGAGUCGACACGCGUACAGGUUUCGGGCUGGUCAACAGGCAGCAACAAGGUGCAGGGCGAGGCCAGAAGCGUCUCGCCCAAGGUAGAGGAGCUCGACGACGACAGUAACGAACAAAAGGGACCCUGCCGGUCUCGCAGCCAGCAUAUCCAGCGCAGGGCUAGCCAGCGAGCAGCAGCCGUAGCGGCUACAACAGAUGUGACCAAGUACCCCAUGAUGAUGUAUAAAAUGGAAAAUGCCCAGCAAGACAACCCUAUCCGAGCCAUAUUCCAUAAAAUAGCGCUCCAUGACCCUGUCCCGUUUCAAGCCAUGCUGGCUGUUGCUGCAAAGCACAGGGCUGGCAUGGAGGGGCAGGUGGAGACCGUACAAUCCCUGACACACAAGAUGCGUGCGCUGAAACUCAUCAAGGAGCGACUAAAAAAUGAUGAUAUCGAUAAGGAAGAUGGCACUUUGUACGCAGUCGCUAGUCUGACUGUUAUCGAGAAAUGGUCGAAAGAUUCCGUCGUUGAACGCACUCAUUUCCAGGGAAUCAAACAGUUGAUCCGGAGGCGAGGAGGCAUGCAAGCAAUGCGGACAAGAAGUGCCACUGGUCCGUUCUUGGAAAAAGUUGUCUACUGGGUCGAUUUCUGCUGCGCUUCCAAUGCCAUCGUGGGUGCCGGCCUUCCCUGGACCGGUGAAAUUCCCGAUGUACCCCCCAAGAAUCUCAGCUUCGUACCCCCAGAGGUUAUUCCCGUGAUUCCCGCAGAAGCCCCCGCAAGCGAAGACCCUGAUGACAUCCCCGACAUUCUUCAAGCAUGCGAGGAUUUUCUUGCAUUUUUCCGGUCCCUAGAUGACCUGGAAUGUGCAUUCUUGUACAGUCAGCCGCUGCCGCCUUUAAGAUUGGACGGGCUGGAAAGUCCACAGAGGCCCUUUGAAGAGACUUCCCCACUUUAUACUCUUCUGGCUAAUUUGCCAGAUUACGACCACGGUAUUCGAGAUGUUCGUUUCAUCGACGAAUACACAUGCAUGGCCUGCUUAUUUUACUUGAACUUUGCACUCCAUGACUACUAUUUAAGCCAUAAAAACUUUGAUGGCUAUCUGAAUUGGGUGAAUAGUGCCAUAAGGGCGGUAAACCCACGUUCAAGUCCAAGCAUCGCCACACUCCUCUGGAUAUUCCUUAACAAUGGAGGAUUCCAAUAUAAUGAGAAGUCUGAUUCUGGGGAAAGAAACUGGCUAGUAUCUAGGAUGCUGCGUAUCGCAAAACGCCUGGAAUGGAAGCAGCACGGCAGUCUCUGGGACAAGCUGCGUUCUAUUUUGUUUCAAUUCUUGCUUACCCAAAGCCAAUGCGGCCUUGGACGGUCGUUUAUCAACGAGGUAGAGCUUAAUGCUCGUAAAGAAAGGUUAAGUCGUGGCAGGCAGUUCAUAUGGGAUGAAGACGAAAUGAGGCAAAAUAUCCUUGGAAGCCUAUAUACUGGGCCUCCAAUCUUCGGACAACCGCCUGUUCCUGUCACCAUCUCCCAUAAUUAUCCUCAAGGCUCAGUUAUAGCCGACACUGCCAUUGGUCUUUAGGGGCACGUUCCUUUAUUCAAAAGAGAAUUGGUGUUGGCCCGGAGUCUUACUGCAUUUACCUCUGAUGAUUGCUUACGGGUAUUGUGUCGUCUACCGUUAUACAUGUUGUUUUGGAAUACUUUGUUAUUUCUGGGGUUUGGGUAGAGCAUGGAGAAUUUUCUAUUUAUUGUCAUUCCCCUUAGGAUAGAUACCCUCUGUGAGUUGGAGAUGCCGCGUCUUGGGUUUUUUGUGAGAAAAGUAUAUACUGCGACGGCCUUUAUGAAAUAAUAUUUUUGGGGUGUUAUAUGAUCGUGACUUGCAAUGUCAGUUAUCAUUAUAUUAAAAUAUAUCAAAUCUGAGUGUAUUUUCUGUUCCCUUCUCAGCUCUGACUCCAAUUAACGUUACUUUGGUACGUUGUGGUAACUAUUUUGGCGCAAUUCACGUGAUAAUGACUCGCCUCCCUGGGGCAAUGCUACAAGGACUCA